Molecule: messenger RNA, 2443 nt
Organism: Pocillopora damicornis (cauliflower coral)
Lineage: Eukaryota; Metazoa; Cnidaria; Anthozoa; Scleractinia; Pocilloporidae
Product: sorting nexin-33
Biological process (GO): endosomal transport; plasma membrane tubulation; endocytosis
Cellular component (GO): cytoplasmic vesicle; plasma membrane
Molecular function (GO): phosphatidylinositol binding; protein binding
Source: RefSeq, a predicted model, not a curated record
CUCUCGCAUCCUGAUCUACAGAAAGCUGAGUCUCCUGGAAGGUUUCGAAACUGCAUGUGUUUUGUUUACACGAAUUUAAGGUCAAGUCUGUUUUGAAAAGUUCAGAAAUCCCAUUUUUCUCUGUAACGCCGACGAAAUCCAGCGGCAUAUCCGCGUCCGCGAUCGGAGGAGUGUGCUCACGUGAUAUCACAGCUAAAAGUAGUAUCUUUCCUCAGAAAUGGUAUAGGUUACCUACAGUAUGGCGGUUUCACCUGGCUGUAAAGUACGCGUACUGUACGAUUUUGAAGGUGAUCGACCUUCUGGAGAACUCGUCGUCUACGCGGACGAAAUUCUGACCGUGACCAGAACGGACGUCGGAGAGGGUUGGUGGGAAGGAGUUGGACCCGACGGAUCUAGAGGUCUGUUUCCUGAGGCCUAUGUAGAGCUAGCAGAGUAUCCAGCACCACAGUCUGACAACCUCCGUCCUUUACCUUCGGCACCUCUGUAUAAUCAGGGCUCAGUGGAUGGAGCAGAUGGAUGGGAUGAUGAUUGGGAUGAUGAUGAAACUGUCAGCAACUACAGUGGGGGAGACCAGGAGUCAACAAUCUCAUCAUUACCAAGGAGAGGAACCAAUUCAGGAAUGGUUAGAACAGGGACAGUUCGAAAGAGUAUGAACAGGUUCUCGUACUUUGUGAAAUCUGGUGGAGAAGCUUUUGUCAUUGGUACACAACAGACAGAUGUAAAAGUUCCACAGAAUGAGAAAGUAUCGAUCAUGGAAGACAGAAAGCGGAUUACUUGGUGCAGCCACCCAGACCCAUUCACAUGUGUGAUAAAUUCCCCUGAGAAAAAAAGUAAAUUUAAAGGGAUGAAGAGUUUUAUUGCGUACAACAUAAUACCCAGUAAUACUGGAGUUGUUGUCAGCAGACGGUACAAACAUUUUGAUUGGCUGUUUGGCCGCUUGGUUGAAAAGUAUACAUGUAUAUCAAUUCCACCAUUACCAGACAAACAAAUCACAGGGAGAUUUGGUGAAGAGUUUGUGGAGAAAAGAAGAGAUAAACUUCAACUGUGGAUGAACAGAAUAUGUCUUCAUCCUGUGCUAUCUCAAAGUUUUGUGUUCAAACAUUUUAUUACAUGUGGGGAAAAUGAGAAGGAAUGGAAGCAAGGAAAACGAGCAGCAGAGAGUGAUAAACUUGUUGGUGCAUCUUUUUUUAUGACAGUAGACCGUCCCCAAGAAAGAUUAGAACUUGUGCCAGUAGAAAAUAGAAUAGAACAAUUUGGACGAUUUAUCAAAAGUAUGGAUGAAAGUGUCAGGGCAAUUCAGGACAGAGGUCAAGUACACUGUGAGAAGUGCCAAGGAUCAUACAGGAAUGAAUAUAAGAAGAUUGGUAGCACUUUUGGAUCUCUUAGCACAGCUUUUGCUAUUGAUGAAGAUUCGCCAAGUUCUCAACAAUUAACUCAAGCAGUAGAGCAUACAGCAAAAAUUUAUGAUGAUAUUGGAGAAAUGAUAGCAGAACAGCCCAAGAAUGACUUUUUACCUUUGUUAGAAGGACUUAAGGAAUAUUCAGGAAUGCUAAGCACCUACCCAGAUGUACUACAAGUUCACAAGGGUACAAUCGGCAAAGUGAAAGAAUGUCAGAGACUUAAGGAUGAAGAGAAGAUGGAGGAUUCUACUUUUGAAGAAGUUUGCUCACGAGCAGACACCAUAACAUAUGUUUCAUAUGCUGAAAUGAGCCAUUUUCAUGAUCAAAAAGUUAAAGACUUUAAAAGUAUGAUGCAGCACUUUCUACAAGAACAAAUCAGCCAUCAUCAAAGGGUAAUACAGAAGUUAGAAGAAUCCUUGAAGAUGUAUGAUAACGUUCAAAUAUAACUCAUCAUGAUCCUUUUCAGACGUUGAUUCUCCUGUGAAAUACAUGCAUCUCUUAUUUUUUACAUACAAUGAAACAUGCAAGUAGUAAUGGUUAUAGGACUGAGUAGAGUCCAGUUCCAUCUGUAGUCAUACAAGUGAUUAGCAAGUGGGAGUCCAAUUUGUUAAUCACAAGUAUGAUUACAGACAGAAUUGGACAACACAAAGUCCUGUUACUAAUAAAUCAAAACUAUGACAAAAUUAAAGAAAGAAACAAGACAUUCGUUCUACAUUCUUAUAACAAAAAAAAACCAGUUAACUCGCCAAAAUGUAAAGCAAUAGUAUGUGCACAUAAUGUGUUCUGUCCACUUACUCAGGCAUAAAGUGUUAAUUAUCCUUGGUAAUAAGCAAUCACCUUCAAGAAUUUUGUUAUAGUUUUGAUUAUCAGCUUAGUUUGUCAUCUGUGCAAGUAAAUGUAAAGAGAGGAAAUAAUUAUUAUGAUAAGAAAGCACUUUUUGUUACAGUGAGUAUCUUGUUAACCCUUUUACUCCCAAUAUCUCAUUGGCAACUCUCCUUACUGUCUGCCAUACAGUUCUUGUGCUGUUAGUUUGGAGAAUUUGG